CGUGUGUAUAGGUAUUUUCUUAUUUUGUCGGUCAAUUUUAACCAACACUUUGUCUGAUUUAUCAUUGUGUUAAACAAAAAGUGUUGGUAUUCCUAUAGUUUCCUAUUUAGAUGUUUUCUUUGAUUAGGUUUUUUGUUCCAUUCCACUGACGACAAACAGCCAUCUAAAGAUAAGAUUGCAUUUUCAUUUUUAUUUAAAAGUAUUGUUCUGUAGAAAACUAUCACUGCACUGAAUUUGAUUACGAAUUAAUCAACAACAAAAAAAUAGAUAAGAUAAGAAAUGCUGAUAAGUUUCCAAAAGCUCUAAAGAUUUGAGGCACUAACCAAAAAAAAAGUUUUCAUUUCCAUCGAAUGGAAGUUAGUUUACAUUUGUAAUUCUUGAAAGAAAGGUCAAACAUUUCUAUGGGGAGAUGAUUGUGAGAGAAGAACUUGCAAGACUUUAGUGUACCAUAACUUAAAAAUAUGGCAAUUAAAUUAAAUUUUAUUACUUUCAUAAUUUUGUUGUUGAUUGCAAGUAAAGAAAUUAAUGCAACUAAAACGGAAACGGAAACGGAAACAGAACAUUGUCCAUCAUAUUGUAAAUGUGAUUUAUAUGAGAAUUUAAAUCGAGCCGACUGCAGUGGACAACAAUUAAUUACACCAAAUGUCGAAGUACCAAGUGCGGUGGAGUUACUUGAUUUGUCACACAAUGACAUCACUACAUUGGAUAAUGUCUGUUUUGAGGGCCUCAUCUACGUUAUAAACCUAACCAUCACCCAUAAUGCACUCCACACAAUUUACUUGGACGCAUUUAGCUCACUUCGUGAAGUCAAAUUCAUCGAUUUAUCACACAAUCGUUUGGAAUAUUUUGACGAACGAAUAUUCGAAGCAAACACCAAGCUAACAUCUCUAAAUCUAUCAAGCAACAAAUUCAUGUCACUUCAAAAUAAACCCCUCCUCCGGAGUUCAUCAAUUAAAUAUCUCAACUUAAAUAAUGCACAAAUAACAUACAUCUAUCCUCAAAUGUUUAAAGAAAUACCCAAUUUGAAAGAUGUUGAUAUUUCAAAUAAUCUUAUGAUAACUCUUAGUGCUACAGCAUUCAAUUCAUUAAAAAACUUGCAAAUACUUAAUUUAGAACAAAAUCGUUGGAUCUGUGAUAAUGGUUUCGAUGCUACCUUAAAGCUAUUGAAACGAAAAGGAAUCGAAACAAGACUGCAUUCGUGUGAAGUUUUUAAUAUAAAAACUGAGGGUCGGUAUAAUAAUGAACCUCAUAUUAUGUUUGAAAGAAUGAUGGCAGCACCUAUGCCGUCGUCACCUUCAAUUGAAACUGAACCUGAACCUAAGGAAUUUAUUCCAAUUGAAAAUGUAUGGAAACCCAAAAAACCAAUUGAUCAAGAUUUGAUUGAAGCUGAAGCUUGUGAAGAACAAAGUCUUGUCAAGAUUUGCCAUCUACAUCGCAGUUGUUUGGCAAAUUUGAGAAUUUUGAUAAAAGACAAGACCGCUGGAGAGGUCAUCAAACGAGGAAAAUAUACCGAUGAUGAUUUAAAGUUUGUAUUCUUCACAGGAAUCGCUCUGGGAAUUGCCAUAUUUAUCUGUCUCAUGACCUGUGCACUUUGCAUUAAACGAUGCUUUAAUGUUCAAAAGAAUUUUACACAGAGGCCAAACGAUGUUGUAACCACUGUUACAUAUCGACGACCCAUUCCAGCUGCAGCACCAAUAGUGCCACCACGACAACGUCGAUCAAAUCGAAGAUCUCGAAACGCUGUACCACCUUUAAAUCGAUCACUAUCAAGUCCGGUCCGUCGAGGACCACAUGCCGAUGGCAAUCAAAGUGACUUUGCUACAUUUAUAACUAGGUUUUUCGAAAGACCUACAAGGCAUCAAUAUUAUCGGACGAUAAAUGAAAAUACAGCUCAUAUGAUUCGAAGAUUGAGUCAGAGUAAUUUGUUUAACAAUCGUCGUAGUAGAAAUUUUAACGAAACAACAACACCGAAUAGCAGUGGUGAAGGAGAGCCAUUUGUAUAUCCUUUGGCUAUUGAAAGUAGAGCGUCUCUGGACGAACCGUUGGUGCAUCAACCGACAGGAAGCAGAUGGGAAGAGCCACCGGCUCGUCCUGAAACACCACCACCUGCCUAUGGUGAUGUUGUAAGACCCAAGAGAGACAAUUAGUGGUUUUAUAAAUAAGAAAUUAGUUUAAGACCAUAG
Molecule: messenger RNA, 2183 nt
Organism: Episyrphus balteatus (marmalade hoverfly)
Lineage: Eukaryota; Metazoa; Arthropoda; Insecta; Diptera; Syrphidae
Exons: 4
Coding region: 462-2147 (561 amino acids)
Molecular function (GO): protein binding
Source: RefSeq, a predicted model, not a curated record